Solanum lycopersicum (tomato) is the source of this 778-nucleotide messenger RNA. Its product is annotated as auxin-responsive protein SAUR21-like. Lineage: Eukaryota; Viridiplantae; Streptophyta; Magnoliopsida; Solanales; Solanaceae. The record is from RefSeq and is a predicted model, not a curated record. Gene Ontology annotation, biological process: response to auxin.
CUUAGAUUUCCAUUGUUGCAUCAAAUUCAUCAAUCCUUAUCGAUUUUAUUUUGAGGGUGUCUGUAAAAUAAGAUUGGGGCCUAAUUUAUUGUUUGAACACUUGACAAUAACAUGGUAAGCAAAGCCAUGUGAAGCUUCAUGUGCUAUUGUCUCUCAUCACCAGUGGCCACCAAAUUCUCUUUCACAUUUUAUUUGAAUAUCAAACUUACCACUAAUUUUGUAUAUAUACAUAGAAAGUUUUUCUAUGCAAAACACAAGUCUCACUUGCUGAGUAUUACUCAAAAUACUUCAUUCCUUUUCUUUUUCACUCAUCAUUUGACGUUACAAAAGUAUCUCGCAAUGGGUAUCAAAAUGAGUCCUCUUAUUCAAGGUACUAGAAUAUUGAGGAGGUUUUCAAAUUCCAGAGGUGUUCCCAAAGGACAUUGUGCUGUAUAUGUAGGAGAGAGCCAGAAGAAGAGAUUUGUUGUACCAAUAUCUUACUUGAGCAAGCCUUUAUUUCAAGACUUGUUAACUCAAGCUGAAGAGCAGUUUGGCUUCGAUCAUCCAAUGGGCGGUCUCACAAUACCUUGCAAAGAAGACGUGUUUGUUGAUCUCACAUCCCGCUUGAGAUCAUGAAUCGUAUCAAAGUGCAAAUUCUCUUGCACAAGAAAUUUUGUAAAGUAGUAGUAGGACUUAGAUAUUAGAAAGAGUAAAAUCCACUGUAUAGUUCAGAAACACAAGAAACUAGAAAUUUCUUCAAUGAUCAAUUCAUGAAUAGAAAAAGUACUGGUUCUGAUAA